Messenger RNA from Rotaria sordida, 1179 nucleotides. The record is from the annotation of a GenBank genome assembly. NCBI's taxonomy places the organism in Eukaryota, Metazoa, Rotifera, Eurotatoria, Philodinida, Philodinidae.
AUGUUUUUUUGGUUUUUUCCGGCUCAAAACGAAAAUAAAUCGGAUACACCAGUGAUGCUUUGGCUUCAAGGAGGACCCGGUGCAACAUCAUUAUUUGCUCUUUUUACAGAAAUUGGUCCUAUCUACAUUGAUAGGAGCGGUAAUUUACAAUUGCGUGAGAUUUCAUGGAACAAAUAUUAUCAUCUCCUCUUCAUUGAUAAUCCAGUUGGCACGGGCUACAGUUUUACACUGAACGAUCAAGGUUAUGCUCGAUCCCAAGACGAUAUAGCUCGCGAUCUAUACUCCGCUCUCACUCAAUUCUUUGAAAUCUAUACUGAUUAUGCUUCUAAUCCGUUCUUUGUUACUGGUGAAAGUUAUGCUGGUAAACAUGUACCAUCGAUUACAUAUAAAAUCUAUGUAGAAAAUCAAAAUCCACAAGUAAAAACACGAAUCAAUUUAAAAGGAAUGACUAUCGGUGAUGGAGUGUGUGAUCCAGUCAAUCAAUAUCAAUAUGGAGAAUUUCUAUACCAGAUUGGUCUGAUCGAUCAAACACAAAAAACCUAUGUUGAUUUGCAAACUGCAUUGAUGCGUUAUAAUAUUGAACAGAAAAAUUAUAUCGAAGCCUUUCAUCUCUUCGAUGCUCUUAUGAAUGGUGAUCUUAUAAAUACUACCUCUUAUUUUUAUAAUGUAACUGGCAUUAAAAAUUAUUUCAACUAUUUAACAACCAAUGAACCAGAAGAUCAAGGUUAUUUUAUUCCAUUUAUUACUCGACCAGAUCGACGAAAACAAAUUCAUGUCGGAAAUAUGUCUUAUACGAGUCAAAGUGAUAUUGUCGAACGUAUGUUACUAAACGAUCUACUCCAAAGUGUCGCCUGGAAAAUUGCGGCUAUAGCAAAUGCUAAUUAUAGUGUCAUGAUCUACAAUGGUCAAUUAGAUGCUAUCAUUCCUGUACCACUAACUAUGGCGUGGAUCGAUCAACUUGAAUGGUUCGGUGCUGAUGAAUUGCGUCAAGCUGAACGAAAAGUAUGGAAAAUUGACGAUACCGAUGUAGAAAUAGCCGGUUAUGUAAAAGCGGCGAAUAAAAAUCGAUUCUUUCUUGCUACGAUUCGCAAUGCAGGACAUAUGGUUCCCUACGAUCAACCAAGAGCUAUGCUUGAUCUUCUUCAACGUUUCUUAGCUGUUCAACCCAACAAACUAUAA